Messenger RNA from Zeugodacus cucurbitae (melon fly), 1447 nucleotides. Its product is annotated as vitellogenin-3. Lineage: Eukaryota; Metazoa; Arthropoda; Insecta; Diptera; Tephritidae. The coding region runs from base 116 to 1306 and encodes 396 amino acids. The record is from RefSeq and is a predicted model, not a curated record. Gene Ontology annotation, biological process: lipid metabolic process. The transcript has 3 exons. Gene Ontology annotation, molecular function: lipase activity.
UACGUGCGGCACACGCGAAUAGUUACACAGAAGCACUCGUCGCAAUAUUUACAAUUUCACUACGAUAAAAUAAAGCGGUAGACAGAUAUAAAGUAUAAAAACAACAGCAACAAAAAUGUCGCAUUUACAAGUCAAUUUUAACACGAUAUCAUUGUUAUUCAUCUCGCUUGUUGUUGCUACACACGCACAGGGUGGUCUAUUCAAUCUACCCGAUGUGGGUAAAAGUCUGAAGGAUAUUGCGACGGGUGUCUCCAAAGACAUAACCAGUUACAUACCCACGCCGCAGGGCAUUUUCGAGUCGAGUAAGAAUCUAGUGGCCGGUUAUCCGUUUGAAGCGGUCUCUUCGGCAAUAAAUACGAUUUGCUCCUCGGCACUCUCUUCACAAACGAUAAGAUCGCGUGUGACACCAGAUUUGCGGAAAAUUCAGUUUCAAUUACGCACCUCCUGCAAUAAAUAUAGUUAUCCGCUGUUGGAUGCUAAUCAAAUAUGGCAGAGUCCCGAAUUCGAUUCGACGAAGAAGGUGGUCAUUUUGGUUACUGGUUGGACCACAACUGUUAACAACUCGGAUACUAUCGAUGUGUUGGCCAAGGCGUAUAAUUGUCGCGGUGAUGUGAAUUUUGUGGCCGUUGAUAUAGCAAAUUUUGUGGCUACCCUCUACACUUGGGCUGCAUUGAAUACGGAUGAAAUUGGCGCGAGUCUCGCCAAAGGCAUCGAUUUACUGACUCAGGUAGUACCGCUCGAAAAUAUACACCUGAUCGGUCACAGUCUGGGCGCACAUAUCGUCGGCGCUGCCGGGCGUUACUUUAACUAUAAAACUGGCAAGCUUGUGCCUCGCAUAACCGGUUUGGAUCCAGCGAAACCCUGUUUCAACGAAGGUCACGUACUUUCCGGUCUGCUGCGAGGCGACGCCAAGUUCAUCGAUGUGAUUCAUUCGAACCCCGGUGUGCUGGGCAAACGCGAACCAAUGGGUGAUGUGGACUUCUAUCCGGGCGGUUUGGAUCCUCUGCCAAAAGGUUGUCUGGACGUGGUUUGUGCACAUGGCCGUUCGUGGGUAUAUUAUGCGGAAACCGUUUAUCCAGGCAAUGAAUUGAAUUUCAUGGCUAAACGUUGCACUUCACAGACGAACUUGGCCGAUAAUAAAUGUCCGGGUGCUGAGUCCCCCAUGGGCUAUGCGGUGCCACAUGCACUCAGAGGCAAUUACUUUUUGGAAAUCAACUCAGCAGCGCCUUUCGGUAAGGGUGCUAAUAAAGAGAAAUUAUUGUCUCAAGCCAAUUGUGGUCUAUGUGUGGAGAAGACAUAUAAGUGAGAUGUUAACAUUCUAACUUUAUCGAGACAUAGUGCAUCAGUUUUAGAAAUUAUUUCAUGCCAUAAUCUUAUUAUCAUAGAAAAAUUAACUUCUUUAUAUAUUCUUGUUGUUGUUUUUUAAUAAAAUUGUUUAUUGAAUAUA